Molecule: messenger RNA, 1302 nt
Organism: Acanthosepion pharaonis
Lineage: Eukaryota; Metazoa; Mollusca; Cephalopoda; Sepiida; Sepiidae
Source: the annotation of a GenBank genome assembly
AUGACAAUCGGGAGAUAUUCAGCUGUAAAUAGCUUCUUUGACUGGACCUCCCUCUUCUUCUGUUCUAAUCUAUCUAUCUAUCUAAAUAAUUAUCUAUCUAUCUACAUUGUUCAUAUCUAUCUCAAUGAACUAAUCUAUCUAUCUAUCUAUCUAUAUAUGAAAAAAUCUAUCUAUCUAUCUAUCAAUGGUUACGUGAUAUUUGAGAUCACUUCAUCUCCGCCAAAAGGGUAUCUAAUCGUUAUUUUGCAGCCUUUACAGCCAGUUUUUUUUCUUUCUUUCUUUGUAUUUUUUCUUUUUCAGUAUUUUGACGCUCCUCUUUUUUUCAUUCUUUCUUUUUUUCUUUCAUUCUCGUAUUGUUCUUUCUUUUCCAAUAUUUUCAUGCUCCUCCGUCUUUCACUCUUUUCUCUUUCUUUCUUUUUAUUUUUCUUUCUUAAUAUUCUCACUCUCUUUCUUCUUCAAUAUUCGCACACUCCUCUUCCUCUCAUUCAUUCUUUGCAUUCAUCAUUCUUUCUGCAUAUUCUCACGGUUUUUCUUUUUCAAAAUUUCCACGCACCUCCUUUCCGUCAUUCUAUCUUUGUUUUUUCUUUCUUUGUGUUUUUCUUCUUUCUCUUCCAUACUUUCACGUUCCUCUUUCUUUCAUUUUUUUCUUUCGGUCUUUGUAUUUUUCUCACGUCAUUUCUUCUUCAAUAUUCCCACUCUUCUCUUUCUUUUAUCUUUCUUACUAUUUUUAUUUCUUUCAUAAUAUUCACAUGCUCUUUCUUUUUCAAUAAUCUCUCGCACUUCCUUCUUUUAUGCUUUUUCUUUUCUCUUUCUUUCUUUUUAUUUUUCUUUCUUAAUAUUUUCACGCUCUUUCUUUAUCCUUAUUCUCACGCUUCACUUUCUUUCCUUGUGUCUUUUUUUCUUUCGUUCUUUCUUUUUUUUCUUCUUCUUUCCAUUUUCUGUUUUGGCUUUCUCUUCUUCUUCUUUUUCUCCUUCGUCAUCGUCGUCGUCGAAGUCUUCUUCUUUUUCUUCUUUGUCAUCGUCGUCGAAAUCGUCUUCUUCUUCUUCUUCCUUUUCUUCUUUUACUUCUUCGUGAUCGUCGUCGCAGUCGUCUUCUUCUUCUUCUUCUUCUUCUUCUUCUUCUUCUUCUUCUUCUUUGUCUCUUGUCCCAUCACGACCCCAAUCUAUCUAUUAUCUAUCUAUCAUCUAUCUCCGUUCAAUAUCUAUGUUCAUAUAUAUGUAAAAAAUAAACCCAUUAUCUAUCUAUUAAAUUAUCUAUCUAUCUAUCUGUUUACCUUUUUUUUUGUUUUUUUUUUUUUUUAA